UGUUGUUGUUUUGUUGUGGUCCGUCGUCUUGGCAGCGCUAGCCUUUAGCUUAGCUUCUGAUCAACAUGUCGGCAGCAGAGGACGAUACGGAGCUGAGAGACCUCCUGGUCCAGAACCUGGAGAACAGCGGAGUCCUCAACAAGCUCAAGGCAGAGAUGAGGGCAGCCGUGUUCCUGGCCAUGGAGGAGCAGGACAGACUGGAGGGUAAACCUCCUCUGAUCAAUGAGAGUCUCAACCAGUGUCUCAAGUCCAGGGACGGUCGUCUGGUGGUGAGUCUGAUCGUGGACUUCCUGCAGGUUUUUAACCUGGACUUCAGCCUUGCUGUGUUCCAGCCAGAGACCAACACGCUCAACGGUCUGGACAGUCGGGACCUGGUCUGCAGAGAACUUGGUUUGUCGGAGUCGGACCUGAACAGGAAGUCCCCUCUGCUACUGGAGCUCGUCAAGAGGGGGCGCCAAAGAGACCAGCCCCCGGUCCUCCCUGAGGUGCGUCAGGACUCUGAUGUGUCUCGGCCUCAGAGCCUCAUUCCCUCUGAGAAGCCCAGCUCUGCGCCUGUCAGUAAGGACUCUGACCGUGAUGUCCUUCUGGGUAAAGGAGACUUCCAGCAGACGUCCUCCCGUCCCAACAGGGAGCACCUGGACCUGGACCUGGAGGGAGACGAAGACCCGGAUCCGGAGGAUGGAGACUCCUUCUUUGAUGACCCGCUCCCCAAACCCCAGAAGACUUAUGGCUGUGUUGUCCCUCUGAUGGAGGACAGUCUCUUUGUCUCCACAAUGAGACGAGACAAAAGCCUCAGCGAUCUGUCCGUCCUGGCGGCUGAUUCUGAGGACGAGCGAGGCCUCUCUCUCUCUGAGCUCAGGAAGGGGGACACGUCCGGGGCCAGAGGGAGUCCAGGGGCGUCCAUGUCUGAGGCCUCAAGACCAGGAGGGACAGGAGGAGGAGGAGGAGCAGGAGCAGGAGGAGGAGGAGGAGGAGGCGGCGUGUCGGAGUCCAGCCUCAGCAGGAAAAGAGAGAAGGAGACGAAGAACAGCGCCCCUAGUGACAGAACCACAUCCCUACACCUGGGUCCAGAUGAAGAUGUUGAAUAUGACGAUGACUUCAACAGCCAUCGUUCCGACCUGUCCAGGAGUGAGCUGAGCAUCGGGGAGGAGAUCGAGGAGGUUUCCAUGGAGGGUCCCGACCCCAGCGACCAGGAGACCACCCAGGACCUCAGCGUGUCCCAGAUCAGCCAGAGUCACGGAGCCGACUACAUGGAGGAGGUGCCCUGACCCCCACCCCCGCCCCCGCCCCCCACCCAGGGACCGCCCAGGUUUUCCCAUCAUGCACCUGUUUGUAUUGUGGUAUUUAAUGUACAGUUUCCAAUAAAUGGAUUUGACAGAGGA
Mugil cephalus (flathead mullet) is the source of this 1382-nucleotide messenger RNA. It is a transcript of the gene cep43, whose product is annotated as centrosomal protein 43. Bases 66 to 1268 code for a protein of 400 amino acids. The record is from RefSeq and is a predicted model, not a curated record. NCBI's taxonomy places the organism in Eukaryota, Metazoa, Chordata, Actinopteri, Mugiliformes, Mugilidae. Gene Ontology annotation, cellular component: centrosome. Gene Ontology annotation, biological process: microtubule anchoring. The transcript has 13 exons. Gene Ontology annotation, molecular function: protein binding.